Actinia tenebrosa (Australian red waratah sea anemone) is the source of this 3931-nucleotide messenger RNA. RefSeq names its product F-box/LRR-repeat protein 2. Gene Ontology annotation, molecular function: protein binding. NCBI's taxonomy places the organism in Eukaryota, Metazoa, Cnidaria, Anthozoa, Actiniaria, Actiniidae. Gene Ontology annotation, biological process: SCF-dependent proteasomal ubiquitin-dependent protein catabolic process. Gene Ontology annotation, cellular component: SCF ubiquitin ligase complex. The record is from RefSeq and is a predicted model, not a curated record.
AUGUUCCGUGACGUCUUGACGAGAGGAAAACACAUACAAAAAAAGAUCCUUGGAGCCGAGAAUAAGUGCAGUUUUUUAGUUCAUGGGGAGCGCAAAGAAUUCCUCUUCAUGACCACUCUUCUACAGAUUCAUGUACCUUAACCAUCAGAACGGUCGUAUUAAUCAUAGCUACAGCCAUUCGAGGAAUAACUCAAGAAGUAGGUUUGAGCUUCAGCAGUUCAACACCAAUGAAGAUCAGGCGUUAAUCAACAAAAAACUUCCAAAAGAGCUUAUUCUAAGAAUCUUUUCCUUCCUUGAUGUAGUAACACUGUGCCGUUGUGCCCAAGUUUCCAAGCUAUGGAAUGUCUUGGCACUAGAUGGCAGCAAUUGGCAAAGGGUUGACUUAUUUGCCUUUCAAAGAGAUAUAGAGGAAAUUGUUGUUCAGAAUCUUUCCAAACGAUGUGGAGGAUUCCUUAAACAGCUUAGCCUACAAGGAUGUAAAAGUAUAGGAGAUUGUGCUUUAAGAAUAUUUUCCCAAAAUUGUAGAAAUAUUGAAGACUUAAUUUUAGAAAAUUGUAAAAGAAUUACUGAUAGCACCUGUAUUAGCCUUAGUACAUACUGCACAAGACUUCAGAAGCUAGACGUAUCAUCUUGUGGACAGAUUACUGAUGACUCAUUAGUUGCACUCAGUCGUGGGUGUUCAAAACUCCAUCACCUCAAUAUCUCCUGGUGUUCUCAAAUCUCAAACUAUGGUGUACAGCGUCUUGCACAAGGAUGUAUACACUUAUUAACAUUCAGCGCAAAGGGGUGUAUUUUGUUAACAGAUGAUGCCCUUCUUCACCUUACCAAAGGAUGCACUGGACUACAAACUAUUAAUUUACAUAGUUGUGAUAAUAUAAAAGAUAUAGGUAUACAGCACAUCAGCCAAAACUGUAAAAACUUGAGAUUCCUGUGUAUCUCAAACUGUAAACAACUGACAGAUGCUUCACUACAGUAUCUUGGUUUAGGAUGUCCUGAACUCAGGACUCUAGAGGCUGCUCAGUGUGUGGAGUUUACUGAUGCAGGUUUUCAAGCUCUUUGUAGGGGAUGCCACGAUCUGCAAAGAAUGGACUUAGAGGAAUGCACUCGUAUCACAGAUUCCACUCUCAUUCACUUAUCCCUAUGGUGCAGUGGCUUGCAAAAACUGAGUUUGUCCCAUUGUGAACUGAUCACAGACGAAGGCAUUCAUCAAUUAGGAGCCAGUCCUUGUUCUACUGAUCAUUUGGAAUACCUAGAGCUUGACAACUGCCCCCUCAUCACGGACAACGCUCUAGAUUAUCUCUUGCAAUGUCGCAAGCUUAGAAGAAUAGAACUAUAUGACUGUCAAUUAAUCACCAAGGCGGGCAUACGAAAAUUCCAGGCAUCAUUACCAUACGUCAAAGUACAAGCCUAUUUCGCUCCCAUCACCCCUACCCCCAGCGUGGAAGGAGGACGAACUCGUAUGUGUCGCUGUUGUAUCGUUCUAUAGCAACACGGUCAGGCAUUUUUACUUUAAAUGAUUUCAUUAGUGUAGAUAGUUAGCCACAAGUCGGUGCUUUGGGUUGUCAGUCAAGAAGGUUAACCGGCCGAGCGGGGAAUUUUUCUUGAUUAUAUUUUGAUUGUUUUGGAAUCUCUAAUAACCUUAAUUGUCAAUUUUGAUUGGUCGAUAGCUUUCCCCACGUGACGGGUUUCAGAGUUCGUCCCCAAUCACCUUUACCAAAAAAUCAACUGAAAACAUUCCUCGAUCCCGAUUGGUCAAGUAGGCAAGUCACAUGACGUGAGUGCAUCUCCCGUGAGUGUGACAAAGCUGCACAGCCCAAAGCACUGCAACUUCCAAACAGAAUUCACGAUGCUUUUAUUUUAAUAAGUAAGUAUAUUUUAAGCGAAAGGGGUUAAAUUAAUUGACAAAAGGUAGAAUUAAUGCUUUGUUUUGCUGCGCAAACUACUGCACCCGCCGGACGUUGUUUGAUGUGUAUCUUCCUUGUCGGUUAUCCCACUUCGUUUCCAAACAAUAUUUUCAUAACUUCGAAUCCUAUUUUCUCCUAUAUUGUCCAAAAUGGUCGUCAAUAUUGCGUAUUUUUCCACCGUCAUAAGAAACAUUCUUUAGUGGUCCAGUGCCAAAAUGGGACGAUUUUUUUCAUUUAUCUUGUUUUUUUCCACUUUAGGUUUUCAAUCAGAUGCUACUUAAGGUCGCUCUGUAGCAAACAUUCAGUUUUCUUAACAAAAACCUCGGCUCCCAAACAAAAUAAUUUGAACUCGGUAAACUAAAUUUGAACGUCCGUAAAAAUAUUUUAGAAUAAGUCGCUGGUUCUCAUAAUUCUAUCAGAACGCAUAAUAAUCUUACCUGAAAAUUGAAUAUGAAGUCUUGUCAUAUGGCACAAAAUUUGAUUUUAACGAAGAUGCUUGACCCAUAUUAAGAUUUGUAAGUACAUUUGUAAAUAGGUAGCAAGUUAAAGUUUUAUUCGUAGAUUUUAAAAGAACUGCACAAAUGUAGAUACUUGAGGUAGUUGGGUUUUUUAGAGACCGCAUGUCGUGGGUUCCACACUGAUAGACCACUCCCUUAUUGGACUGACGUUAGGCAGCACCUUUUAUUGAUAAGGUGAAACUAGAAAGGGAUCAACUCUCGAUUGACGUGAUUUCCUAACCACAUUCUUUCGUCGAGCAUGCGCACUAACAUCAGGUGCAUUUAAGAGCAGCCUCGUUCCCAGACCUUUUUGUUAUCAAUCGAAAAGGUGACAUUAAGAUAAGAGUUCCAAUAAGAGUUUAAUUGUGAACAAUCUUGAGCCCAGUUUCCUCUCUUUGGUCAGCGGACUUGCGACAAAAAGACUCUCUCUUCAGGCGCAAAGCAGGGAGACUUCGGAGGACUCUGGGUACGAGAUUCGACGGGCAAGCGAAGCCGAUUGUCAUUCUUAUAGUCCCCAGACCUCCUCGCCAUCUAGAUCUGCGCAGUCGUAGUGAAACAACCAAUAGAUCACAAGCAUAUUUCACUGAGAGUGGAGUGUAAUCAGUGUAGAGCACUGCAGACGGUUAUAAUACACCUUGCGUUUUUAUUCAUUAUCAAAGCAUGUAUUAUUUUAGAAUCUAAAACAGAAUUAUUGCUGAGCUAAUAUAUUUGUAAGUUUUGCUUUUUAUCGUUUUAUCACUGACUUAAAUAUUUAAAAUUCAAGGCUUUUAAGUUUUGUUGAAUGGAUGUCUUUUUCGAUGACUGCACACUGAGUUUGACCUCUUUCGUCAGCUUCAAGAAAGAAUAAGUCACUCCUAAGAAGAAAGGCAUUGCAUCGCUGGUAUUAGGACUAGAGUAAGCAGACUAAAAGGCUUCAAGGUAUCAUGUCUUCACUUGGGUUGUUUUUUCUGCGUGUUGUGUUUUCUUGGGUGGGUUACCUUUAUUUGUACUUGCAUUCUACUGGCUUAGGCCGAGAGGGUAUUCAAGACAGGGAACCCACGCCCUCGAAAAACCAAGCACGGAAAACAAUUACACAAGAGAAGGCUACCUUCCAGCUUCAACUAGGAUACAAAAUAAAGUAGAAAAGAGUUAAGUCGUGUGACCUCGAUAGUCUGAGACUGUCGUGACAUUACUGCAGGCAGAGUCACAUGUUCAAACGUCAAAUAAACGAGGAAAGGAGCAAAGUCGGUCGGACAGCUCGUUCAUUUCAGCAAAUGUUUAUUGGUAAUUAAUUUAAUGUGUUCUAGUUAGAGCUAUAAUUGUUGAAUUUAGUAAUUAGUUGUAUUGUAAAUUUUUUGGUGAUUUUUGAUGGCAAGAAAAAUGAAAAAUAAGCGAUGGUACUUAGUUUAAGGACAGGCGACCGUCACUCGUUGAUAUCAGUUUAUCGCGGUGGUUAAAAUACAAGCGCACAACCCAAUUCCGGUAAAAUCAUGCUUCCUCGUGUCUCUCCCUACUCAUCCUCGUCAACCCAGGGGUAAAAGAAAACAAAAA